AUGGCCGGCGGGUUUGGCGGCGGCGAGGCGGCCGCCGGGAGGGCCGAGUUCUACGAGGGCAAGAUCACCGGCUACUUCAUCCUCGCCUGCAUCGUCGGCUCCUUCGGUGGAUCCCUCUUCGGCUAUGACCUCGGAGUCUCCAGCGGCGUGACUUCCAUGGACGACUUCCUGAAGAAGUUCUUCCCGGACGUGUACCAUCGGAAGCAGGCGCACCUGCACGAGACGGACUACUGCAAGUACGACAACCAGCUGCUGACGCUCUUCACCUCCUCGCUCUACUUCGCGGGCCUCGUCUCCACCUUCGGCGCCUCCUAUGUGACCAAGCGCCGGGGCCGGCGCGCCAGCAUCAUGGUGGGCGCCACCAGCUUCUUCCUGGGCGGCGCCAUCAACGCGGCUGCCAUGAACAUCGCCAUGCUCAUCGUCGGUCGCGUGCUCCUGGGCGUCGGCAUCGGCUUCGGCAACCAGGCCGUGCCGCUCUACCUCUCGGAGAUCGCCCCCUACCGCAUCCGGGGCGCCGUCAACCAGCUGUUCCAGCUCACCACCUGCCUGGGCAUCCUCGUCGCCGACAUCAUCAACUACUUCACGGACCGGCUGCACCCGUGGGGGUGGCGCCUCUCGCUGGGGCUCGCCAUGGGCCCCGCCACCGCCAUCUUCGUAGGCGCGCUCUUCCUGCCCGAGACGCCCAACAGCCUCGUGGAGCGCGGACACCUGGAGGAGGCGCGCCGCGUGCUGGAGAAGGUGCGCGGCACGCACAAGGUGGACGCCGAGUUCGAGGACCUCAAGGAGGCCAGCGACGCCGCGCGCGCCGUCACGGGCACGUUCCGGAACCUGCUCGCCGUGCGCAACAGGCCGCAGCUCAUCAUCGGCGCGCUCGGCAUCCCGGCGUUCCAGCAGCUGUCGGGGAUGAACUCCAUCCUCUUCUACUCGCCCGUCAUCUUCCAGAGCCUUGGGUUUGGAUCCUCCGCGGCGCUCUACUCCUCCAUCAUCACCGGCUCCAUGCUCGUCGUUGGCGCGCUCAUCUCCAUGGUCAGCGUCGACCGUCUCGGCCGCCGGUUCCUCUUCAUCGAGGCGGGCAUCCAGAUGAUCUCCUCCAUGGUCGUCGUUGCUGUGAUCCUUGCGCUCAAGUUCGGGAAAGGCGAGGAGCUGAGCAAGGGCGUGAGCACGGUGCUGGUGGUGGCCAUCUGCCUCUUCGUGGUGGCCUACGGCUGGUCCUGGGGCCCGCUGGGAUGGCUGGUGCCCAGCGAGCUGUUCCCGCUGGAGAUGCGGUCGGCGGGGCAGAGCGUGGUGGUGUGCGUCAACCUCUUCUGGACGGCCGCCGUGGCGCAGUGCUUCCUGGCCGCGCUGUGCCACCUCCGGUGGGGCGUCUUCGUGCUCUUCGCCUCGCUCAUCGUCGUCAUGUCCAUCUUCGUCAUCCUCCUGCUGCCGGAGACCAAGCAGGUGCCCAUCGAGGAGAUCUGGAUGCUCUUCGACAAGCACUGGUACUGGAAGCGCGUCGUCCGCAGGGACCCAAAGUACCAGGGCAACCUCCACCAGCAGCAGCAGGAGAUGUCCAGAGCAUGA
Molecule: messenger RNA, 1560 nt
Organism: Miscanthus lutarioriparius
Lineage: Eukaryota; Viridiplantae; Streptophyta; Magnoliopsida; Poales; Poaceae
Source: the annotation of a GenBank genome assembly